GUCUGGCGAUGUGACGUCAUAAAGCUGCGCCACGCUCCUGCAUUUCUUAUUAUUCGGCUGAAGAACGACCUGAUGGCACUGAAAGAGGAGAGCCAAGAACUGAAUGAAACAGAAGAGAAAGAUCAAAAUGAGAAACAUGAUUUCAAAACUGAUUCGAUUAGUUGCUCACAGACGUCCUCACCAGAAAAAGCUCAAAAAACACAAAACGCACACCUUAAUUCCCACAUGAGAACUCGCACUCGAGAGAGACCUUUCACCUGCCAACAGUGUGGAGAAAUUUUCAUUCGAAAAGAAAGCCUUGAAGUUCACAUGACAAUUCACAUGGAAAAGAAGCCAUUAAUAUGCCCUCGGUGUGGAAAAUGUUUUACACAGAAAAAUCACCUUAAUGCCCACAUGAGAAUUCACACUGGAGAGAGACCUUACACCUGCAAACAGUGUGGGAAGAGCUACAGACAUAAUGUAAACCUUAAUAAUCACAUGAAGAUUCACUCGAGAGACAUUUUUAACUGUCAUCAGUGUGAAAGGAGUUUCACAGACGUGAAUCACCUCAAGAAUCAUGUAAUAACUCACACCAGAGGAGAGUGUUUCAUGUGCCAUCACUGUGGAAAGAGUUUCUCCAGAAAAGAUACCCUCAGUGUCCACAUGAGAAUCCACACGGGAGAGAAACCCUUCACCUGCCAACAGUGUGGAAAGAGCUUCGCUGUUAAACUAAACCUUAUAACUCACCUGAGAGUUCACACUGGAGAGAAGCCUUACAAGUGCCCUCAGUGUAAGAAGAGUUUCACAUGUAAAAGCAGCAUGAAACGUCAUUUGCAAACUCAUUCUCGGAAGAAAUCACCAUUUUCCUGAGAGUGACGAGGUUUAGAAAAAGGAGUGAUUUCUGCAAUCAUCUGUGCAUUCAUUCUGGAAGACAAUUCUAUUGUGAUACAAGUCGUAGCAAUAUGAGAUUAAAGUUAAGAUAUUUUGAGAAUAAAGUCAUAGCAAAGCCAGUAUAUUGCAUG
Molecule: messenger RNA, 1001 nt
Organism: Sinocyclocheilus grahami
Lineage: Eukaryota; Metazoa; Chordata; Actinopteri; Cypriniformes; Cyprinidae
Product: gastrula zinc finger protein XlCGF8.2DB-like
Exons: 3
Coding region: 73-849 (258 amino acids)
Biological process (GO): regulation of transcription by RNA polymerase II
Cellular component (GO): PcG protein complex; transcription regulator complex; chromatin
Molecular function (GO): RNA polymerase II cis-regulatory region sequence-specific DNA binding; DNA-binding transcription factor activity, RNA polymerase II-specific
Source: RefSeq, a predicted model, not a curated record